Sus scrofa (pig) is the source of this 573-nucleotide messenger RNA. The record is from RefSeq and is a predicted model, not a curated record. NCBI's taxonomy places the organism in Eukaryota, Metazoa, Chordata, Mammalia, Artiodactyla, Suidae.
AUGAUUGUGAACAUCCAGACUCACAGCAGAGUCAUCUCCUAUGUGGGCUGCCUGACGCAGAUGUCUUUUUUCAUCCUUUUUGGACAUAUGGUAGGUACUCUUCUGACUGUGAUGGCCUAUGACAGGUUUGUGGCCAUCUGUCCACCCACUGCACUACCCAGGCAUCAUGAGCCCACGCCUCUGUUGCUUCUUAGUUUGGUGUCUGUUUUUGUUAGUCUUUUGGACUCUCAGCUGCACAAUUUGCUUGUCCUACAAGUUGCCUGCUUUAAGGAUGUGGAAAUUUCAAACUUCUUCUGUCACCCUUCUCAACUCCUCAAACUUGCCUGUUUUGAUACUUUCACCAACACCAUUAUUGUGUAUUUUGUUGGCACCAUCUCUGGUUUUUCUCCCUAUCUCAGGGAUCUUUUUCUCUUAACUAUAAAAUUGUUUCAUCAGUUUUUGAGAGUCUCACUAUCAGCUGGGAACAUUGUCGCCAUCUCCCAAGAAGGACUGUGGAAACCUCAGUGGAUGUACACCGUGGUCACCCCCCAUACUGAACCCCAUUCACUACAGCCUGAGGAACAGGGGACAUAA